Molecule: messenger RNA, 766 nt
Organism: Coregonus clupeaformis (lake whitefish)
Lineage: Eukaryota; Metazoa; Chordata; Actinopteri; Salmoniformes; Salmonidae
Product: protein lin-28 homolog B-like
Exons: 2
Coding region: 197-766 (189 amino acids)
Molecular function (GO): zinc ion binding; nucleic acid binding
Source: RefSeq, a predicted model, not a curated record
UGGAUACAUGGUAGCAAGUUAUCAAAUGUGAUGUAGAUGGAUGAAUAUGAGAUUGAUUGAGACCUAGAUGGAGAGGUGGGUUGAUUUAGUUUUGCUGCAUGUGACUAGACCAUGAGAUCCCUGUGUAACCUGUGUCCUCUUCUCCCUAUCCGGCCCCUGUCCUAUCCUCCUUCUCCUAUCCCAGAGCAAACUACACAUGGAGGGCUUCCGCAGCCUGCGGGAGGGAGAGCCACUAGAGUUCACCUUCCAGAGGUCCCCCAGGGGCCUGGAGUCUGUACGGGUCACGGGCCCCGAGGGAGGCCCCUGCUCGGGCAGUGAGAGGAGGCAGAAACCCAAGCCCCCGGCCCCAACGCAGAAAUGGAAGCCAAAGGGAGACCGAUGCUAUAACUGUGGAGGACUAGACCACCAUGCCAAAGAGUGUGGCCUGCCGCCCCAGCCAAAGAAGUGCCACUACUGCCAAAGCGCGACGCACAUGGUGGCCCACUGUCCUCACCGCCCCCCGGCCCCUUAUCUCCGGCUGGGCCGCAGCCACUCAGGGAAGACACACUACUGUGGACCAGUAUCCCCCUACCUCCUCCACCACCUCCUACAACCCCAGUCCCAGGCAUGGAAACAGGCACUCCCAGCCCUCUCAGGACAAUUCCUCCCUCAGCAAGUCCUCCAGCUCUCCGGGAAGACCCGGCACAGAACCAGAGGAGUUCUGGAGGGCACCACAGGUGGAAACAAUCCUGAUCCACAGCCAUCAUUGACGGAUGCCACCUCUUAG